This is a messenger RNA of Anneissia japonica, 1171 nucleotides long. RefSeq names its product histone H3-like. Bases 343 to 999 code for a protein of 218 amino acids. The transcript has 3 exons. Gene Ontology annotation, cellular component: nucleosome. Gene Ontology annotation, molecular function: protein heterodimerization activity; structural constituent of chromatin; DNA binding. The record is from RefSeq and is a predicted model, not a curated record. NCBI's taxonomy places the organism in Eukaryota, Metazoa, Echinodermata, Crinoidea, Comatulida, Comatulidae.
UACCGAAGUCUUUAUGUAAGACCCGAGUUAUGUAAAAAAAAAAAAAAGCACUCUGUUUAUAAAAUUCGUGAAAAAAUGUAACAAUUUAACUACAAACAAGGGGAAAUAGUAAUAGUAAUUGUUUUAUUAGGCGGGAAGAUCUAUACCUGAGGAUUUGUUUUUGGCGCUUCAGUGUAGAAAUUGUAAAUUAAGUACAAGGUCGUAUUUAUAAAUGCGACUGCACGGACGUAUUCCAAAGCAUCCAUUUGGCCAAUCAUAGUUGCUGCUUUUGUUGGCAUUUCAUUAUAUAAAUGCACGACAUUCGAAAUUUAAACAUCGCUUUCAAUUUGGGUAAAAGCGAAAAUGGCGCGUACUAAGCAAACUGCUCGUAAAUCUACAGGUGGAAAAGCUCCCCGAAAACAACUUGCCACCAAGGCAGCACGUAAGAGUGCACCAGCCACCGGUGGUGUCAAGAAACCUCAUCGUUACAGGCCUGGAACUGUCGCUCUCCGUGAGAUCCGUCGUUACCAGAAGAGCACCGAGCUUCUCAUCCGCAAGCUCCCAUUCCAACGUCUGGUUCGUGAAAUCGCUCAAGACUUCAAAACUGAUCUCCGAUUCCAGAGUUCUGCUGUCAUGGCUCUUCAAGAGGCUAGCGAAGCUUACUUAGUCGGCCUUUUCGAAGAUACCAACUUUACUACAGUAAUCGAAAUGUCUGGACGUGGUAAAGGAGGAAAAGGACUUGGAAAAGGAGGUGCUAAGCGUCAUCGUAAGGUGUUGCGUGAUAACAUCCAGGGCAUCACUAAACCAGCUAUCCGUCGUCUUGCUCGUCGUGGUGGUGUCAAGCGUAUAUCUGGUCUUAUCUACGAAGAGACCCGUGGUGUAUUGAAAGUAUUCCUUGAGAAUGUCAUCCGUGAUGCUGUCACAUACACCGAGCAUGCCAAGAGGAAGACCGUCACCGCCAUGGAUGUCGUCUACGCCUUGAAGAGACAAGGCCGAACCCUUUACGGAUUCGGUGGAUAAGCUACUCACUAUCAUUCAAACCAAACGGCUCUUUUCAGAGCCACCAUUUGAACAAAAGAGAUUGAUUUCUUCCUUGCCUUGUAUACACGUCAUAUUACAGGUCCAGAUUAUCGGUGGCCUAAACUAUACACGAAAUAAUGUCAGCCACUAUUAUCUUCUCGUUUGAUUAAAA